Messenger RNA from Cebus imitator (Panamanian white-faced capuchin), 1626 nucleotides. RefSeq names its product harbinger transposase derived 1 (gene HARBI1). Bases 365 to 1414 code for a protein of 349 amino acids. NCBI's taxonomy places the organism in Eukaryota, Metazoa, Chordata, Mammalia, Primates, Cebidae. The transcript has 3 exons. The record is from RefSeq and is a predicted model, not a curated record.
GACGGGCCUGGGCUGACUGAGUGCCCUGCGCAAUCAGACUUUGAGAUCCGUUUUUAGGAUGCCCUUUAAAAGUGGCGGAGUCGCUUCCCAAACCUGGUUCGGCCAGCCUCUUUUUCGCUCCCGACUCCCAAAGUAUCUGGUCUUCCCUACUUCCCGGCCCUCAGCUUCACGAUUUGGAGUUCUUGGAGUGAGAGAAAUCCUCUUGUUACAGCACAGUAGAGAAGAUUACAAAUGGCAGAGCCAUUUAAGUGUGGUUAGCUGUUGGAUUCUGAUACUUUCUUAAAAUUAGCUUCUUGCACCAACAUCUUCAUUGGAAAGCGUUCAGAAAAAGUAGCAGAGAAGAAAGACAACAUUGACAUUUACCAUGGCAAUACCAAUAACAGUGCUUGACUGUGACCUUUUGCUGUAUGGCCGAGGUCACCGGACACUGGACCGUUUUAAGCUGGAUGAUGUGACUGAUGAAUACUUGAUGUCCAUGUAUGGGUUUCCUCGACAGUUCAUUUAUUACUUGGUGGAGCUCUUGGGGGCGAAUCUUUCUAGACCUACUCAGCGAUCCAGGGCUAUUAGCCCAGAAACACAGAUCCUUGCAGCAUUGGGUUUUUAUACCUCAGGUUCCUUCCAGACUCGGAUGGGAGAUGCUAUUGGAAUCAGUCAGGCAUCUAUGAGUCGUUGUGUUGCCAAUGUCACCGAAGCACUUGUGGAAAGGGCCUCACAGUUCAUUCGCUUUCCAGCUGAUGAAGCCUCCAUACAGGCCCUCAAGGAUGAAUUCUAUGGGUUGGCAGGGAUGCCAGGGGUGAUGGGGGUGGUUGACUGUAUCCAUGUGGCCAUCAAGGCACCAAAUGCUGAAGACCUCUCCUAUGUGAACCGGAAAGGCCUGCAUUCUUUAAACUGCCUGAUGGUGUGUGACAUCAGAGGGGCACUAAUGACGGUGGAGACAAACUGGCCUGGCAGCCUACAGGACUGUGCUGUGCUGCAGCAGUCUUCCCUCAGUAGUCAGUUCGAAGCCGGUAUGCACAAAGAUAGCUGGCUUCUGGGUGACAGUGCCUUCUUUCUCCAUACCUGGCUCAUGACCCCACUUCACAUUCCUGAAACUCCAGCAGAAUAUCGCUAUAAUAUGGCCCAUUCUGCAACUCACAGUGUGAUUGAGAAGACUUUCCGAACCCUCUGCUCCCGAUUCCGCUGCCUGGAUGGAUCCAAGGGGGCACUGCAGUACUCACCAGAGAAGUCCAGCCACAUCAUCUUGGCUUGUUGUGUCCUCCACAAUAUCUCCCUGGAGCAUGGGAUGGAUGUUUGGUCCUCUCCAAUGACAGGACCCAUGGAACAGCCCCCUGAGGAAGAGUAUGAGCACAUGGAGUCCCUGGACUUGGAGGCUGACCGUAUUCGUCAGGAGCUAAUGCUCACUCAUUUUAGCUAAUGUAGAAGGUGGAAAGGAGGGAGACUUCCGAGGAGUUGUGUCAGACUUUCCCCCUCAUCACUUUCUACAGUUCCAUCAUCUAGCAUGACUGAGUAUACAGAUACUUGUCAUAAACUGACAUUUAAUCUGUGUGUUUUGGUAAAGUUGGGGCUAUGCCAGUAUAUCUUGGUUCAUUUGCAAAUGCAUUAACUAAACCAAAACCCAAACAGCGG